AUGGCGUGCCCUGACGCUCCGCUAUGGCUCGCCGCCAUCAUCAAGGAGCUGGAGGCCUUUAUCGGCAACUCCUCUUUUGUCGAUGUGCCUCGCCCUCCCGCCCCUACGAACGUGGGGAAAGGAAAGUUCUCCAUAGACCUGGACGUGGACGCCCCCAAGGUGGCCAUCCCCGCUGACCCCUCGCCCCACGGGGAGCCGCCCACGCAGCUGCUGCUCGACUUCGGCCACUUCACCCUCAAGACCGACCAGGACGACCCAUCGUUGGAGGGCAGUGAGGCCAUGGCGGCGGCAGCGCUGUACACGCGGUUCAAGAUCACGGCCACCGACAUCUCCAUGUCCGUCGCCGAUGGGGCCUUUGACUGGCGGCGAUACCAGCAGCAGCAGCACGGUGGCACGGAUGGGGAGGCGGGUGCAGGGGAGGGCGGAUCAGGGGGGCUGCGUCUGGACUUGCUGCAGAAGUGUGGCCUCUCUGCCGUGCUGCACCAGCUACCCCACCACGCGCAUUGCCGUGUGGCUGCCGUGCCUCGCCUUCCACUACUCGCCCGCCCGCUACCGCCGGCCUCAUGCGCGCCCUCCGUGCGCUCUCCCCCCGCGCCGCCUCCUGCUGCUGAAGCCGACGCUGCAGAGGGCGGGGUGGCGGGCGAGGGUGAUGGGGCGGUGGCGGUGCGACCAUGGCAGCAGGCGGACCAGGCGGGCGAUGUGUGCCUGCUGCAGUGGACGCGCAUAGGCAGUGCAGCGGAGUGGGUGCCGUACUGGGCGGCACUGGUGGGGCCCACACUGUAUCUGCUGGACCACCCCGAGGCCACCAAGCCACACAAGCAAAUCAAUCUGAGCAGCGCCAUGGGGGUGCUGGACGUGCCUCCGCAGCACAUAGCGGGCUACCACCACGUCAUUGCCCUCGCUGCCCGGGGCGCUCAACCUGCCAAGGUGGUGCUGUCAGGGCAGGCGGUGGUGCUGCGGCUCAAGUCGGAGGCCCUCAAGGCGCAUUGGGCUGCACGCCUCACAACCGCACUCUACCAUGCCUCUGCGCCUGCCUCCAUGGACCUCCUCACCAACGAUGCCUUCUCCACCGAAGCACCUGAAGAAGCACCUGGUCAGAUGCCGCCCGCCUCACCUGAGCGACAUCUGGCCCCUAGAGAACCUUUGUCCCCGUCUGUGCGUGCGGCACCGGUGGUGGUGGAGGGGGAGGGUAUGGGGGCGGGAUCAGGGGGCGCGCAGGAGAAGCCGUUCCUCUACAUCAUGGGCGCGCUGGACGACCUGCGCCUCGCCAUCAGCUCCGUUCGGCGAGGGGCGGCGUCGUGGGACGAGGAGGAGAGGAUAAUCGAGAUCCGGGCGGCGGGGGGGAAGGUGGAGGUGCAGCAGCGUUCAGCGGACGUGGCGGUGGGGGUGGGUGUGCGCGAGGUGGAGGUGGAGGACUUCUUCCAGGGCGCUGGGGCCCUCGCCCCCACCUGCCGCCUCAUGGCACGCUCCCUGCUCGCCCCCCAUGCCGCUCCCACUGCUGCUGCUGCUGCUGCUCCGCGCAAAGGAGGGGGACACGCGGGCGGGGAGGAGCAGCAGAAGGGGCAGGAUGGGGGGGAGGGGGUGCCUGUCAGUGGCGGGAGCGGCGGUGGUGAGAGUGGUGGUGGAGGGAGUGGCAGGCACGCGGGUGCAGAUGUGGCGCCUGGGGCUGAGCAGGUGGCGCCAGACAUGAGCACACGGGAGACACUGGAGGGUGCUGCUGAGACAGGGGAUGAGGGAAUGAAAGAGGAGGGCACGGAAGGCAAGGAGAGCGAGGAGAGCAAGCAGGGCAAGGAGGAAGAUGAGGACGAGGAGGAUGAGGAUGAGGAUGGCUUUGCAGACGCAGAGGCGGAGUUCCUGCUGUCGCCCACGUCGUCAGGGGCGUCCACGCCACGCCACGGCGCAGCAACGCUUGAGGGCGAUGGAGGCGGGGGGUACAACGGUGCAGCAGAGUUCUUUGACGCGCGUGACUUCGCUCUGGAUGACGGCGACGCGGCCAAUGUGCCCAGCUUUGGCCGCGCGGGGCGGUUGCUGCCCGACAUGGGGUGGCAGCACGCAGAGGCGAGCAAGCGACGUGCGAGGCAGGGGGAGGGCGAGGAGGAGGAAGGGGGGGGGAGGCGAGGAGGAGGAGGAGGAGGGGGAUUUUGUGGUGGUGCAGAUUGGCAUGUACCAGCCGUCAUCGCCCAGCUACACUGGUGUUGA
Closterium sp. NIES-65 is the source of this 2199-nucleotide messenger RNA. The record is from the annotation of a GenBank genome assembly. NCBI's taxonomy places the organism in Eukaryota, Viridiplantae, Streptophyta, Zygnematophyceae, Desmidiales, Closteriaceae.